AUGUUCUCUGAGUUGAAAUUCCCUGUGCCCUGGGGCCACGUGGCAGCCAAGGCCUGGGGACCCUCGGAGGGACACCCUGUGCUGUGCUUGCAUGGCUGGCUGGACAACGCCAACACCUUUGACAAGCUCAUUCCACUGCUCCCCAGAGGUUGUUAUUAUGUGGCAAUGGAUUUUUCUGGCCAUGGCUUGUCAUCCCACCGACCUGCAGGCUCUCCCUACUAUUUUCUGGAUUACGUGAGCGAUGUGCGCCGGGUGGCAGCAGCCUUGCAGUGGAGACGGUUCACCCUGAUGGGUCACAGUAUGGGUGGGUCUGUGGCAGGAAUGUUCUGUUUCCUUUAUCCUGAGAUGGUGGACAAGCUGAUCCUGCUGGAAAAUCUUGGCUUUCUGCUAGGUCCAGAGGACACCGAGGAGUGGCUGAAAUCAGAACGGAUGGUGAUUGACAGAUUACUGAGUCUAGAAGCAAAGCAGCAAACUCCCAAAGCACGGAGCCCUGAAGCAGCAUUGCAGAGGCUCUUGGAAGCAAACAGACAUCUGACAGCAGAGGGUGGGGCAAUCCUGCUGCAGCGAGGAGCAACUGAGACACCCGCUGGGCUGGUGUAUAACAGAGACAUGAGAGUCCGUACGCAGAGUCGAAAGUCCUUCACGGUAGAGCAGUGUGUGAAGCUCUUGCAGAAGAUCCAGGACCGCGUUCUCAUCAUUGUAGCACAAGAUGGACUCUUGGUACCACACAAGCUAGACAACAGAAAUCACUUUGUGAAAGCCCUACGGGAGGCGUUCGAGUCUACCCUCAAAGAGCACAUCCAGCUAGUAGAGGUGCCUGGCAGUCAUUUUGUGCACCUGAACGAGCCCGAUGUGGUGUCUGGGAUCAUCAGCAACUUCCUGACAGCGCAGAACACCAAAGCCAGGCUCUAAGAAGCCCUCACUGCUGCAGCAGGAGAACAGGGAGCUAAAAAGCAGGCUCUGGAGGAAUUGUCGCCAUUCCUACCUCACAUCUGACAUCAGUUUCACGAUACUCUUUCCUAAGUUUAGCUUGCUGCAGGGUGGAAGCAGGUCUGCCAGG
Messenger RNA from Cariama cristata (Red-legged seriema), 1060 nucleotides. RefSeq names its product serine hydrolase-like 2 (gene SERHL2). The record is from RefSeq and is a predicted model, not a curated record. The transcript has 11 exons. The coding region runs from base 1 to 912 and encodes 303 amino acids. Lineage: Eukaryota; Metazoa; Chordata; Aves; Cariamiformes; Cariamidae.